Molecule: messenger RNA, 384 nt
Organism: Naegleria gruberi
Lineage: Eukaryota; Heterolobosea; Eutetramitea; Acrasida; Naegleriidae
Exons: 1
Coding region: 1-384 (127 amino acids)
Source: RefSeq, a predicted model, not a curated record
AUGUUUAAACGUUAUCUCUCUAUCUUCCUUCUCUCACUGUUCAUUCUCCACCUGUGCUAUGCAUGUAAUCCACCUAAAAUUGGUGGGUGUUAUAUUUUCCCUCCAAAUGAUGAAUGGAAUCGUGACAUUUCCAAUGAUCCAAUUGACUAUAUGAGUUCCUGUUAUAUCGCCAAAUAUUCAGGUAAUUUGAAGGCAGAUUUUAGCGGACCAUACUUUGAUGGUACACAAACCGUAAGUGCAGGAAUUCCUUAUAAUACUGUAAAGGGAAAUUCUGUUAGUAAGGUUACAAUUAAAUUUUCUGCUGAUGGCGCUCCAGAUGAAUCAGAUUUCACAUCAGCACCAAUUCCAUUGAAUAGUAAGAUUGAAGGAGGUUCUGAUAAGUAA